This is a messenger RNA of Arctia plantaginis, 1692 nucleotides long. NCBI's taxonomy places the organism in Eukaryota, Metazoa, Arthropoda, Insecta, Lepidoptera, Erebidae. The record is from the annotation of a GenBank genome assembly.
AUGGACUGGGAAAUAGAUUCCAGGGCCUCCAAUAGAUUAGGGACGGGCCUGACGAUAUAAAAAUAUUUGGUGUGGAUUUCAAUUGAAAAAAUGUUACCGGACUCAUUGAAAUCCUGGCUCAUCCAAUGGCUGGAGGAUCACAGAGAGUUUGUGGUGGCCGUGUUCUGUUUACCGGCCAGCUUCCUCUUUACCGUGCUGAUGAGGUUCAAGGCGUACGUGCGGUGGCUGACCAGCGAUCCUCAGCGUCAUGACAGCAACGUCAGAGAGAUACAACAGAGAGUGCAACAAUGGAACAAGCUACCACCAGAAGACCGGCGUCUACUCUGCACCUCCCGUCCCAACUGGCUGUCUUUAUCCACGACAUUCUUCCAAAAGCACCUACAUCACCAAGUGCCCAUCCCUCUGUACGAUAUCUUGGAGCUUAACGAAGCAGAGAUGAUAGUCAGAGUGGAGCCCAUGGUGACUAUAGGCGAUAUUACGGCGUAUCUUAUACCGAGGGGAUACUCACUAGCUGUGACUAUCGAACUGACGGAUGCUACUCUAGGAGGUCUGGCCUUUGGAACUGGAAUGUCAACUCACUCCCACAAGGCAGGCCUGUACCACGAAACCAUCACGAGCUACGAAGUGGUUCUAGCCGACGGUUCCUUGGUAAAGGCUACAGCCGACAACGAAUACGCCGACUUAUUCAAGACACUCCCCUGGUGCCAUGGAAGUCUAGGUUUCCUAGUAGCAAUGACCAUCAAGAUCGUGAAGAUCAAACCUUACAUCAAAAUCAAGUACAUCCCAGUCAGAGGCCAGAAGAAAUACUGCGAUAUGUUGAGAGAAUUUUCUGGAACUUACGAGAAGGUUCCAAAAGAAUUCCCUGAUUACAUCGAAGGUACUAUUUACAGUAAGGAUGAGGCUGUGAUCAUGGUUGGGGAUUACGCAGACUAUGACCCCAACAUCCCUGUGAAUAGCUGCUCAAAAUGGCACAAGCCCUGGUUUUACAAGCACGUGGAGACCUUCUUAGAGAAGGGAGAAUCUGAAGAGUUGAUUCCUUUGAGAGACUAUUUAUUAAGACACAACAGAGCUAUCUUCUGGGUAGUAGAAGAUAUGUUAUCUUUUGGAAAUAAGACCAUUUUCCGGUACUUAUUUGGAUGGCUUUUACCUCCUAAACCAGCCUUCUUAAAAUGGACCACAACACCUGGAAUUAGAGCUUAUACCUUCACGAAACAGGUGUUCCAGGAUAUCGUACUCCCCAUCAAAGAAUUAGAGAGACAGAUUGAAAUAGCCAGCAUUCUAUUCGAGAAGUUUCCAUUGCUGGUGUAUCCUUGUAAAAUUAUUGAUCACGGUCCAUCGUCGGGUCAAUUGAAAAGACCGGAUUCGAAAUACUUAGUCCCAGGGACAAAUUACGCAAUGUAUAACGAUUUAGGGGUGUAUGGCGUUCCGGGGAAGGUGAAGGAUAAAAAGCCGUACAACCCUGUAGCCGCUAUGAGGAAAAUGGAAGACUUUACAAGGGAAGUGGGGGGUUAUUCUUUCCUGUACGCGGAUAUAUUUAUGACUCGUGAAGAGUUUGAGGUGAUGUUUGAUCUGUCUCUUUACGAGGAAGUCCGCAAGAAGUACAAAGCGGACGGGGCGUUCCCUCAUUUAUAUGAUAAAGUGAAACCAGAGCUUGACGUAUUUUCCAUUGGAGAAGAAAACGCUAUCGCUUAA